Malus domestica (apple) is the source of this 967-nucleotide messenger RNA. RefSeq names its product RNA-binding protein involved in heterochromatin assembly dri1. Gene Ontology annotation, molecular function: mRNA binding. Lineage: Eukaryota; Viridiplantae; Streptophyta; Magnoliopsida; Rosales; Rosaceae. The record is from RefSeq and is a predicted model, not a curated record. Gene Ontology annotation, cellular component: cytoplasm.
ACUAUAUAAACCUCCUUGCCCAUUCAAAACAAGAUCACCAAACUCAUUUGACAAAUUAAGUUCUUCUUUUAGUGUUCUACGCUAAGCUAGCACAAGUCAAGCACAGCUAGUACAGUUUUCAGUUCAUUUAUUCCGAGCUUCUACGUACCUUCAGGUGGGAAUUAAAAAUGAGCUGGGCAGGAGACUGGAUGUGCGGAGCAUGCCAGCACACGAACUUUAAAAAGCGCGAUGAGUGUCAACGUUGCGGGUACCCCAAGUAUGGCGGACCUGAUCCAUCAACAUAUGGAUGCAACCGGACGGAGGUCUUGGCCGGGGACUGGUACUGCAACUGUGGAGCUCACAACUAUGCCAGCAGACCCAAUUGCUAUAGGUGCAGCUCAAUGAAAACUGACUAUGGUGGUAGCAUGAUGCCUUCUGCAGGAGGCUAUGGUUCCGAUGCCAGCGCCCCACCUGGAUGGAAACCCGGCGACUGGAUGUGCAGUAGAGUUGGAUGUGGAGUGCACAAUUACGCGAGCCGAAUGGAAUGCUUCAAAUGCAAAACACCAAGAGAUUAUGGUCUGUAACAUGAUCUACUUGAUCAGGUGGUGCUGUUUAAGGAAAUGGAGCAUGUAAAGAAUUGGACUCUUAUGCACCGUCUCUUUUCGCAUUUGCACACAUCUGAUCCCACCUCAAGUGGGGUCUAUUUUUUUCCGAACUUUUCGUUUUUAGAGAUAAAUAAGGUUAGGUUGAUCCUGGUUGAAGGCACACUUUCACAGGGAUAGCCUUUCAACUGACAACUGUAUUAGAUGGACGGUUUUCUAGGUUUCUGUAGCAAAGUUGCUCUUCUAUGGAGCCCAGAAAAUCCCUUAUUAUAAUGGAAUUACCAAGUUUUCUGUAUCAAGGCUGCAAAGAUCAACAGAAACGUUGAAGUCUUAAUUAUGUUUUCAACCCAAGAAAAUAAAAUUCAACAGAUAUUAGAUUCAAGGAA